CUGCCAUUAAUUCUAACUUCCUUAUUGUUAAAGUAUGUUUUCUUUUCUAGAUUGUUCUCACGGCACGGCAUUGAAUGAACAACAAAGAUCAUUGUCUGUCACUCCACCACUCACCCACAGCAGGACAACAAGUGCCCUCCCUCCCCUCUGACACGCACGGACCGCCCUCUGACAGACUCAGGGAUCCAACCAGCUAUCAUAUCAAUUAGUCAACUAUAAUACUCCUGUGGCGGCGGCGGCGGCCGCCCAGACGGCGGCCCAUAGGCAUCAUAGCCACCCCUGUGAUGAUACGGUACCCCCCCUCUGCCUCUCCCAUACGGAUGGUACCCCCGGCCUCUCUGCGGCCCAUAGUAGCCCACACCUUGAUACCCGCCUCCCCCACGAUGAUAAUACUGGGGCGGUGGCGGUGGCGGUGGCACCGGAGGCCCAGGCCCGUAGUCAUAGUCAUAUCCCCGCUGGUCUCGGCUGCCGUCCCAGGGAGGCCUCUCGCCGCCAUACCUGCCGUUGGACGGAUGUGCCGCUGCUGCAGCGGGGGUGGGGGUGAGGAUCGGCGGCCCACGUGGUGGGGCUGCUUGUGGCAGUGGUGCCGAUGGGGCCAUGGGGGGCGGGGAGGGCCUCGUCAUCUGGUCACCACCCGAGGGGGCUGGUGGCUCUGCUUGUGGCAGUGGGAGAGGGGGCUCUGCCUGUGGCAGUGCCGCUGGCUCGGGUGGCGGUUGGUUGAAGAAGGUGGCAUGGUCGAUUCUCGGCUGGUUGGCGAACUCAGUGUUCUCGAGCAGAUCCACUGAUGGCUGCGCUGCGAGGGCCGCGCACAGCCGCAGCGCCAGAUCCCUCGGCAGCUCCUGAAUGAAGCCCGCACCGGACACAACACAGGUGCAGUCAUGGCAUGCGAUGAGUGUGUCUGUCUAUCGUGCGUCGUGUACCUUACCUGUCCGUCUCGGCUUUUCUUGAGAGGUUUGUCUUCGUUCCACGGGUUCCGGAGGUCACUGACACGCUCGAAGCUCAGCUGGCACUGAUGCAGCCACUGCACGUGAAAGUUGGGCGCCAACCGGGUCGAGAAAUCGCCCCAGAUGCCUGCACACAUAGCCACCCACAGCCACACAUACAGUGAGUGAUUCGUCCUUCAACCGUCUCUCUGUUUUCUUCUGUCGGCGUCUGCCGACCAGGGUAGAGCGAUGUGUCCGGCAGCGAUGCCAUCCGCCCAAAGCCCUGGAAGCCCCCACUCUCGUUGGCCGAGAAGAUGAGCACCACGUGGUCGCACUGCCGAUAGGCGUCGCAGAAGCGAUUGGUGUUGUUGGGCAGCGACGCCCAUAUCCCACGCUGCACAGACGUCAGGAUGUUCCUCAAGCUGUGCGACUUGAUGAUGAAACACCGAAACGUCCCCUCCUCUGGCGGCGGCAGCAGCGGGAGCCUCUCGGGCGCCUCGGCAGGCGCGGCCGACACCACUGGCGGCCGCACUCGCUGCUCGAACAGAGGCCGUGGGCCGUUUAUGAAGGGGACCCUUCCACCACCCCCUCCCUCCCGGCCGAUUCUGCCCCCUCUCCACCCGGGCGGGCCCAUGCGGCCGCCAUCGCCCCUGCCGUAGCUCAUGGGUGGGGCGAGAAUGCCCUCGGCGUCGGCUCCUCGGGCCUCGUUGAGUCGCCCCUGCCUCUGUGUGUAGGCCUCCAUCUUCUCCUCGGGAUCUUCUGGGAUGGCUUCCGGGUUGGCGAUGAUCAUCUUGAGGAACCAGUAGGGCAGCUUCUCGGGCGCCUGAGACUGGGGGAGCCGGUCGUGCCGCUUCCGGCAAAGAGGGCCGAGCUUGCAGAAGCCAUACUUGAAGGGCACACACUCCUUGCGCUCCUGAGGACCGACACACACACACACACACACACACACACGGACACCACACACACGGGAGUGUCAUCCAUCCAUCGGCUGUUUGUGUGCCUUCCUUCUUCACAACACAACGCAUUCAACGCACCUCCAUUUUGAUGUGUUGGAAGACGCAGUUUUCAUCGUUGCAGGUGCCUGUUUUGAGGAAUGUGGGGCACUCGGGCAUCCUGGAGAGGUCGUACUGGUGUAGGAAGUCGCAGGCAUCGCCCUUCAUGCACAUGCCCUUGAGCCAGUGCUUGCACACGACGCUGUGGCGCCCUCUGCCGGUGCUGCUGACGACAUAGGCGGAUGAGUGUCCCUGCACCUCCAGCUGCCGCUGCCUCUCCUGGUCCUGACGCUCGAUGGUCUCCUCGAAGUCAAACGACAGAUCCUGAUCUCCGUCACCCAUCACGAGGGACUCACCUCACCGACGGGCGGAUCAAUCGUACGGCGGCAAGAGGGGACACAGAUCAACUCGAAGGUAUCUCGAAAAUGACGGAAUUGUUGGGCGCCA
Vitrella brassicaformis is the source of this 2362-nucleotide messenger RNA. The record is from the annotation of a GenBank genome assembly. NCBI's taxonomy places the organism in Eukaryota, Vitrellaceae.